Molecule: messenger RNA, 546 nt
Organism: Lichtheimia ornata
Lineage: Eukaryota; Fungi; Mucoromycota; Mucoromycetes; Mucorales; Lichtheimiaceae
Product: N-alpha-acetyltransferase 11
Exons: 5
Coding region: 1-546 (181 amino acids)
Biological process (GO): N-terminal peptidyl-glutamic acid acetylation
Cellular component (GO): NatA complex
Molecular function (GO): protein N-terminal-serine acetyltransferase activity; protein-N-terminal-glutamate acetyltransferase activity
Source: RefSeq, a predicted model, not a curated record
AUGAACAUUAGACAAGCAACCGUGAACGAUCUGCUGGAAAUGCAAAACUGCAACCUGCUCGACCUUCCCGAGAACUAUCAAAUGAAGUACUAUCUCUAUCACGCACUUUCAUGGCCACAGCUUUCUUAUGUUGCAGAGGAUGAUAAUGGCAAGAUAGUUGGCUAUGUGCUUGCAAAGAUGGAGGAAGAACCAAGCGAUGUGCCUCAUGGUCAUAUUACAUCCAUCUCAGUCAUGCGAACCUAUCGACGUCUUGGAUUGGCUGAAAAGCUUAUGAAGCAAGCAACAUCGCAAAUGGUCGAAGUCUUUGAUGCCCACUACGUUUCGUUGCAUGUCCGAAAAACCAACCGUGCUGCCAUUGGUCUUUAUCGUGAUACGCUUCACUUUGAGGUGCAUGACAUUGAAAAGAAAUACUAUGCCGAUGGUGAAGAUGCCUAUGCAAUGCGCUUGACACUCAAGGAACCCAAGAAGAAGCAACCUCUUCGAGGUGUGGUGGAAGAAGUCAACCAAGUGGCUGCUGCCGCCGCCGCUACUGCUGAAGCCAAGUAA